Molecule: messenger RNA, 1914 nt
Organism: Actinia tenebrosa (Australian red waratah sea anemone)
Lineage: Eukaryota; Metazoa; Cnidaria; Anthozoa; Actiniaria; Actiniidae
Product: dynein intermediate chain 3, ciliary
Biological process (GO): outer dynein arm assembly; cilium movement
Cellular component (GO): outer dynein arm
Molecular function (GO): dynein light chain binding; dynein heavy chain binding
Source: RefSeq, a predicted model, not a curated record
UUAGUGUUACUAUGACAACAUUCAGCCAUUUUGUUUUUUUACAGGAAUAAAGUUUCAAACUUGCUUGAAAUUUUCUUGUGAAAUUUCUCUAUUUAGUGAGAAUUUUAGGUAUUUUAUGGUGUAARGAUAUAAAAGGAUAUCUAAGGCAUAGAAAGCCUUCAAYCAGCCAUGGAGAUAGUAUACGUAUACACAAAGAAGCGCAAUGAGUUUGGUCGACAGUGCAACUUCUCUGAUCGACAGGCAGAAUUACAUGUUGACAUUUCUCCYGAUGAGAAGAUGUUGCAGGAUUAUGUGGAAAAAAAUCCCUGCGACACUGGGAURCAGUGUGUCCAAGAAAUGUCUGAACAUGAGGUGAACACUGAACGCUUUGAAACAGAUGUACAUGGAAUAAACCAUGUUGAAGGAGGAUGGCCAAAAGAUGUCAACCCUGCAGAAGUAGAGCAGACUAUUAGAUAUAGAAAGAAAGUAGAAAAAGAGGAAGUAUACAUGAAUACCAUACAACAACUUGGGAAUGUAAUGGAGCACUGUAUUAAACAGAAUAAUGCUAUUGACAUCUAUGAAGAGUAUUUUGCUGAGGUAGAGGUUGAUAUAACUGGUGAACCCCCUUCAGCCAAGACUAUCAAUGUUUUCAGAGAUCCUAAUGAGAUGAAAAGAACAGCAACUAGUCUAUCCUGGUAUCCUGAUGGCACCCAAAAGCUGGCUGUYGCAUACUCCAUUCUGGAGUUUCAGAAAUCUUCUGGAGAGAUGUGCAUGGAUUCAUAUAUAUGGGACAUUGAAAAUCCCAACAAACCUGAAUUAGCACUAAAGCCAGUGUCUCCUUUAGUGUGUCUGGAGUAUAACCCUAAAGAUCCUCAUAUUCUUGUUGGUGGUUGCUAUAAUGGUCAGCUUGGAUUCUGGGACACAAGAAAAGGUUCCCACCCAGUAGAGAUGACAAAAAUUGAAAAAAGCCACCGAGACCCUCUUUACAAGACAUUAUUCCUGCAAUCCAAGACAGGCACAGAGUGCUUCUCCACCAGUACUGAUGGACAGGUACUGUGGUGGGACAUCCGUAAACUUGGUGAGCCAACAGAGUCUCUUGCACUGGCACCGAACAAGAAAGAUUCCCGAUGCCUGGGAGGGGUAGCCCUAGAGUAUGAACCAACUAUGCCAACAAAGUUCAUGGUUGGAACAGAGCAAGGGUCAGUACUGUCUUGUAAUCGUAAGGCCAAGACACCAGCAGAAAAGAUUGUGGCUACAUAUUCACAGCAUUAUGGACCAGUAUAUGCUGUUCAGCGCAAUCCAUUCUUCCCAAAGAACUUCUUGACAAUUGGAGACUGGACAGCAAGGAUUUGGUCAGAAGACUUGAGAGAAUCCUCAAUAAUGUGGACAAAGCAACACUUGUCGUACAUGACAGAUGGGUGUUGGAGUCCAGUCAGACCUGCUGUCUUCUUCACCUCUAAGAUGGAUGGUACACUAGAUGUCUGGGAUUAUCUCUUCAAACAGAAUGAACCUACCCUUACCAUACAGGUAUGUGACGAAACCCUUAACUCAAUGCGAGUGCAAGACCAGGGCAGACUCGUUGCUUGUGGAUCUCAUUCUGGUACUGUCACUCUCUUGGAGCUGUCUGAUGGCCUUUGUACYAUGCAAAGAAACGAAAAGUCUUCAGUUAACGCGAUGUUUGAACGUGAAACGAAGCGAGAGAAGAUCCUGGAGACAAGACACAGAGAGAUGCGUCUGAAAGAGCGCUCAAAGAGCUCACAGGAUAAGGAAAACGAAGAAAAGCAUGAAGAUGAGGAAGAAGAAGACAUGAUAGCCAAGGCAGAGAGRGAUUUCUUUUCCAUAAUAGAAACGGAAAAGAAAGCCCGAGACGAAGCAGAAGCGAAGAGGAAUGCUGUAAUCUCAGAGGUGAAACAAGCUAUUGCACAGGAAGGGACC